CCUGUCGUUGAAAGCACUGCUAUCAUUACUUACCUGAUCUGUGCUCCUUCUCGUGCUGUAUGCCUGAAUAUGUAAUUGCUAUUGCUUUAUUGUGUCUGUUCAAAGAAAGAGGGCUCUCGCCAGUUGUAACCUUGCUAUAUUACUGGAGUCAUUUCACCAACAGAGAUUGGAAAGGCUACAAUAUCAAAACAAAACUUGGGAAGACGUUACCAGACAAAUACAAGGUCGCAGCAAGUUACAACAAGGUUUUACCCUCGGUUUUCAACAGCUCAUCGACUAUAUUCGUGGCCGAAUAAUCUCAUAGAAGAGCUGGACGGAUGAUCCCGAACACCUCAGAGCGAGCCUCAUUACCUACUCUUUGUUGACCACCAUCAUACAGCUUCAAGGUAUCACCACGAUUUCGCUCCACUAUGAUGUUGUCUGGUGUGGUUGCUCUUGACGGCAGAUGUUCCUAAGUUGCUGAAAAAUAUA
Guyanagaster necrorhizus is the source of this 471-nucleotide messenger RNA. RefSeq lists its product as uncharacterized. The transcript is spliced from 2 exons. Bases 60 to 296 code for a protein of 78 amino acids. The record is from RefSeq and is a predicted model, not a curated record. Lineage: Eukaryota; Fungi; Basidiomycota; Agaricomycetes; Agaricales; Physalacriaceae.